CUUUAGGGGAAGAUUGAAAGAACUUACAGUUAGAGAGGAGAGCUAGGUGGGAGUUUGAGAGUGAGAGGAAUGUCGACACCUCAAAAUCGAAAGUCAUGGAAAGCAGAGUACGCCAAGUCGGGGCGAUCGAGAUGCCGGACCUGCAAUACCGCAAUUGACAGCGAGAAACUCCGUUUCGGCAAGAUGAUUCAGUCCUCCAAAUACGAUGGCUUCAUAACUAUGUGGAGUCAUGCUGAUUGCAUAUUGAAGAAAUCCAACCAGAUAAAAUCGAUUGAUGACGUUGAAGCCAUAGAAUCGCUUCGUUGGGAAGAUCAGCAAAAGAUCAGACAAUACAUAGAGAGCAGUGAUAGCCCACCAAAGUCAACGGUCAUCAAGGAUACUGAGUGUUGUAUUGAAGUUUCACAUACUUCUCGUGCUGCUUGCAAGCAUUGUGGUAAAAAAAUCAUCAAGGGAGAGGUCCGAAUAUCCACUAAGCCUGAGGAUGAAGGUGCUAAGGGUUUGGCUUGGUUCCAUGUCAAGUGUCUCAUGGAAUUAUCACCAUCGAUUGAAGUGGAUAAGUUGUAUGGAUGGAAUAGUCUCUCAUCUUCUGUGCAAUCAGCAGUUAGUGACUUGGCUAAGAAGGGCCAUCCUAUGAAUAUGGAAGAUGGAUCUACUUCCAGAGUUGGAUCAAAACGGCGAAAGAACGCUAAUAAUGAGCAGGAGUCAAGAAAAGUUGUUAAGGCCAAUGGAGAUGCGCAUGUGCCUGCAAGAAGAUCAACACCAAUGAAAAAUGUUGAUGAGGUGUUAGGGGAAGCAUGUGAUCUGGAGACUAAACUGGAGGCCCAGAGUAAGGAACUCUGGGCGCUGAAGGAUGAUUUUAAGAACCAUGUGACAAAAACAGAGUUGCGUGAAAUGCUGGAAGCCAAUGGUCAAGAUUCAACAGGAUCGGAACUUGAUUUGCGUGACAGCUGUGCUGAUGGAAUGAUGUUUGGAGCACUUGGUCAUUGUCCACUAUGUUCUGGCUCUCUACGUUACUCAGGAGGAACGUACCAGUGCAUUGGAUUCAUUUCUGAUUGGAGUAAAUGUCCCUACUCUACCAGCGAACCAAAACGGGCUGAAGAGAAGUGGAAAAUCCCAGUGAAAACAAAUAGUCAAUACCUUAAAAAGUGGUUCAAAUCUCAAAAGAGGAAGAAACCAAUUAGGGUAUUGCAUCUUCCAUCAUCAAGCUGUGAGAGUUUGAAGGAUUUGAAAGUUGCUAUCGCUGGAUUAUCUAAAGAGUCUAUUGAGGAGUGGAAACGCAAAAUUGUUGACAAUGGUGGGAUUUGUUGUGAAAAAGUGAAGAAAGAUACUAGCUGCCUGGUGGUGAGGGAAGCACACAAUGAUGAAGCUGAGAUGCGGAAGGCAAGGAAGAUGAAAAUACCAAUAGUAAGAGAGGACUAUCUGGUUGACUGUAUAAAAAGAAAUAAGAAGCUUUCAUUUCAAAUGUACAAAGUUAAAAUGAUUGGUGAGGCUUCUAGCAUGGCUACGGUCAGGCACAGUGCUGUUCACGAGGCUUCUGGCCUACAGGAUUCCGGACACAUACUCGAGGAAGGAGAAAGCGUAUAUAAUACAACUAUGAGUAUGUCUGAUUUGUGUACUCGUGCGAACAGCUACUACAUUCUCCAAAUAAUCCAAGAAGAUAAGGGGUCAGGUUGCUAUUUGUUUCGUAAAUGGGGUCGUGUGGGAAAUGACAAGAUUGGAUAUAUGAUGCUGGAUGAAAUGCCAAAACCAGAUGCAAUCCGUAAAUUCAAACAAUUAUUCUUCGAGCACACUGGAAACCAUUGGGAACAAAAGACUAUUCAGAAGCAACCUGGAAGAUACUUUCCAUUGGAUAUUGAUUAUGGAGUUAACAGAAAUGUCUCCAAAAUAAAUAAAAACGAUGCAGACAGUAAACUACCCCGCCCAUUAACAGAAUUGUUGAAGAUGCUCUUCAAUGUGGAAAUAUACAGAGCUGCCAUGAUCGAAUUUGAGAUUGAUUUGUCUAAAAUGCCACUUGGGAAACUGAGCAAAAGUAACAUCCAAAAAGGGUUUGAAGCAUUAACGGAUAUACAGAAUCUGUUACAAACUAGCAAUCCUGAUCCAUCAGUCAAGGAAAGCUUGCUUAUGGAUGCCAGCAAUCGGUUUUUCACUGUGAUCCCUUCUAUUCAACCAUAUAUUAUAACGGAUGAGGAUGAUUUAAAGUUAAAGGUGAAAAUGUUAGCAGCCCUUCAAGACAUUGAAAUAGCCUCAAGAUUAGUUGGAUUUGAGGACUCCAUUGAUGAUAAUUACAAGAAGCUCCAAUGUGAUAUAUCUCCACUAGCUCAUGACAGUGAAGAUUUUCGUUUAGCUGAGAAGUUUCUCCACACUACUCAAUCCCCCACACAUCCGGAUUGGAGUCUUGAGCUAGAAGAAGUUUUUUCUCUUGAAAGGGAAGGUGAAUUUGAUAAGUUUGCUCCUUACAGGGAUAAACUUGGUAACAGAAUGCUCCUAUGGCAUGGUUCUAGGUUGACAAACUUUGUGGGAAUUCUCAGAGAAGGACUGAGAAUUGCACCUCCUGAAGCCCCUUCGAAUGGAUAUAAUUAUGGCAAAGGGGUUUACUUUGCUGACCUGGUCAACAUGAGUGCUCAAUAUUGCAACACGGAUAAGAAAAACCCUAUUGGUCUAAUGCUUUUGAGUGAAGUUGCCCUUGGAGAUAUCUAUGAAGUCAUCAAAGAAAAAGAGUAUAUGGACAUAGCUCCAGAAGGAAAGCACUCUACUAAAGCACUGGGCCAGGAAAUGCCUCUGGAAUCAGAACAUGUAAAGUGGAGGGGUGAUGUCACCGUUCCUUGUGGCAAACCAGUGUCAUCAAAUGUCGAGGGAUCUGAACCCAAGUGCAAUGAGUAUAUUGUCUAUGAUACUGCUCAAGUCAAGAUGCAAUUCUUAUUGAAGGUGAGGUUCCAUCACAAAAAAUGAGGGUUGGAAACUAGAGGUUUCCUGUUUUAGAGCUUGUGAUCUGUUUGUGUAUAUCACUGUUUUAAUGUCAAAUUAACUUCGUAGUGUCGUGAUCCUCCCUCUUUAGAACACGAUGCAUCAUAAUAAUAAGUGUUUUUACCUUCUAAAAACACAAAUGCGGGAGGUUCUUUAUCUUACCCUGCCUUAUUAGUUUAUCUUAUAAUAAGUAUGCAUAAAUAUAAGAGAGGAGCUGCUUUCUCCUUUGAGUGAAGGGAUGGGUAUUGGGUACCUUUCUGGUUUGCAUAUUUGUAACCCAUUGAUCAAUACUGUAGCUGUGAAAAUAUAUGCAAAAUAAAAUUUGCAGGAAACUUUUCAAUAA
Molecule: messenger RNA, 3307 nt
Organism: Lotus japonicus
Lineage: Eukaryota; Viridiplantae; Streptophyta; Magnoliopsida; Fabales; Fabaceae
Product: poly [ADP-ribose] polymerase 1-like
Exons: 20
Coding region: 70-2949 (959 amino acids)
Cellular component (GO): nucleus
Molecular function (GO): zinc ion binding; NAD+ poly-ADP-ribosyltransferase activity; NAD binding
Source: RefSeq, a predicted model, not a curated record